AUGGUCCGCAUCACCACCUGGAAUGUCAACGGCAUUCGCAACCCGUUUGGCUACAAGCCAUGGAGCAACACGAGGACCUUCAAUGCCAUGUUCGACAUCCUCGAGGCGGACAUUGUCAUCAUGCAAGAGUUGAAGAUUCAGCGCAAGGAUCUGACGGAUGACAUGGUCCUUGUACCUGGCUGGGACUGCUACUUCAGUUUACCAAAACACAAGAAAGGCUACUCAGGCGUUGGUAUCUACACUCGCCAAUCCAUAUGCGCCCCCAUUCGCGCCGAAGAAGGCGUCCUAGGCGCUCUCUGCCCUCCCGGCUCGACCACAUCGUACCGCAACCUUCCUGAAUCCGCCAGCAUUGGCGGUUACCUCAGCGCCGCGCAAAUGGCCCAUCUCCCCCCCGAUCUCGACGCUGACAGCCUCGACUCAGAAGGACGGUGUCUGGUGCUUGAAUUCCCAGCCUUUGUCCUCUUCGGCGUCUACAGCCCAGCGAACAGCAAUGGCCUACGAGACGGUUUCCGAAUCGGCUUUCUCACAGCGCUGGAAACACGAAUACGGAACUUGACGAAGAUGGGCAAGCAUGUGAUACUCACGGGUGAUCUCAACGUCUCGAGAGAUACCAUCGACACGGCCAGGGCGGAGGAGAAUAUGCUGUCGCAAGGCAUGACGCAUGCCGAGUAUCUGAGCACUCCGAACAGGCGAAUCUUCAACCAGCUCUUGUUCAAUGGAAUGGUUCCGGGUCAACGAGACGAGGGGAGAGAAGAGCCGGUCCUAUACGAUCUGUGUAGGGAGUUCCAUCCUGACCGCGAAGGAAUGUUCACACACUGGGAGCAGAAAAUCAACGCUAGGCCGGGCAACUUUGGAUCACGGAUCGACUUCAUACUGUGCAGCAUCGCGAUCAAGGACUGGUUCAAGGAGGCCAACAUUCAGGAGGGACUGAUGGGGUCGGAUCAUUGUCCAGUGUACGCUGUGACGAAGGAUGUGGUGCCCAUGUCACAGAUAUCAGCGACCGGUGAGCACGGUGCUGAAGAUCAGGUGCACGUGUUGGACUUGAUGAAUCCAGCGGGCAUGUUCAAAGACGGCAUGCGGCAGCGAGAGUAUGACAUAGUCAAAGAUCUCCCAGCACUCAGCGGAAAGCUCCUAGCCGAAUUUACGAAGAGGAGGAGUAUCCGAGACAUGUUCGCCAAUAAGCCCACCCUACCAAAGUCUGCACCAGCGCCUACGGCACCGAUUGCCGACGAAGAAAUGCAGACAAAGGUAGAUGACAUGUCUACUCCCAAUACGACCAUGGACGACUCCGACAGAGACCUUAAACUGGCCAUCGCGGCUUCCAUGGCGGAAAUGCCUUCAGCAGUUGAUAGUCACCUUGCAUUCACCCAGAGCCCGCUCAAGUCGGUCGAGAAGCGACGCGCUUCGGCAUCAGCAUCGCCCAACAAGCCAGUCAAGCGGGGAAAAUCUAAUACCACAACCACGUCCAAAGCCCCCAAGGGCCAGCAGUCGCUCAAAGGCUUCUUCCAAAGCCGAACCAAACCCGCUGAUGCAGAGCCCCUCAAAGAUGCAGCACCGCCCGCCUCGCCGUCUACGAACAACGAUGCUCCCAGCCAUUCCACCAUAGACAUGCCUCGUCCGCUGUCGCCCAUAACCUCCGAAUCUUUGGACUCCGAUCCGCGCGCCUCCCAGGAAGCGUCAAAAGAAGGCUGGACAAAGCUCUUCUCCAAAAAACCAGUACCGCGGUGCGAACACGGCGAGCCUUGCAUCUCGUUCACGACCAAGAAACCAGGCAUGAACUGCGGAAGACAAUUUUGGAUGUGCCCUAGACCGAUUGGACCGACGGGGCAGAAGGAAGUGGGCACGCAGUGGCGGUGUGGGACGUUCAUCUGGUGUAGUGAUUGGAAGGGUAGUUGA
Messenger RNA from Alternaria ethzedia, 1896 nucleotides. RefSeq lists its product as uncharacterized. Gene Ontology annotation, biological process: base-excision repair. NCBI's taxonomy places the organism in Eukaryota, Fungi, Ascomycota, Dothideomycetes, Pleosporales, Pleosporaceae. Gene Ontology annotation, molecular function: DNA-(apurinic or apyrimidinic site) endonuclease activity; phosphoric diester hydrolase activity; DNA binding. The coding region runs from base 1 to 1896 and encodes 631 amino acids. The transcript has 2 exons. The record is from RefSeq and is a predicted model, not a curated record. Gene Ontology annotation, cellular component: nucleus.